AAAGAAUCGGUUGAACGUGGAGACGGAUAGAGACGAGAGAACAGAUCGGAGCAGAGCAGGUGCCGACCUAGGGUUCCGACCCUAGUUCCGGCGAUGGUGGAGACAACCAUGGAUUCCGGCAAUGGAGCACGGCAGGGACGGCUAGGGCUACUGUUGACGGCGAUUCCAUUGGUCCGGCUCUGAGCUUAGUUUGAACUCAGAAGCUAAUUCAGGGAGCUUUCUUCCUUUCUUAAUUUUAUUAUGUUUUUUUUUAAAGUUAAAAGUGGUAUUUCAGAUUUUUAUUUCCCAAUUUAUGAAUUUGAUAUCCAAUAUUUAAAUAUGUUUAUUUUCAAAUCUAAUUCUCUGUUGAAUGUUUAAGUUAAAUUAUAAGUGACGAAUUGUUUAUGUGCUGCCAAAUUUUCUGCAAUUUUUCUCUUCUCCCUCUCUACUUUGUUGAAAUGGCAGGAGGUCAAAGAAAAAGUUCCCGCACCGGCAAGAACGUGGCUUCUUCCUCGGCUCCUCCACCACCUGCGCACCAAUACCUCGACGGAUCUUUCUUGUGGUUCAACGACCGCGCAGAGGCGUCGCGGUUCUCGGAGAAGUUUGAGCACCGGGAGAUUCUUCCUCCCCGGAUCUCCACGGGCCGCUUCAUUCACGGCUCCAUUCAACGCCAGGCACGGGUCAUCCUCCAAGAAGGACACUUCCUUGACCUCCUCUACAUCAAGAAGAACGACUACCACCCUUUUCUCGUUCGAGCCUUCUACUCGAAUUUGAAAAAGGAUGAGGACGGUUCAUUGAUUUCAAACGUCAACGGGGUGGAGAUUAACUUGAAUGAGGAGAACAUUCAAAUCCUCACCGGGCUUCGUCAGGACGGACAGGAUAUCGGGCUCUACGUCGGAGAAGAAGGAGCGCGGUUCAACGAGACCGCCCUCUUGGAGGAAGUGGGCAUCCGAAACUUCGUCCCCACUCCCCAACAGUGGCGCCCUACGAUUACUUCCAUGAGUCCCGUGUUUCGAUUCAUUUUUUAUGUUUUGACACGGAUUCUCAAGCCUGGGAAGUUCAUUCACACCACUCUCUCCCAGGAGGACACGAAGACAAUUCAUGCGAUGAUUCACAACGCCAAUAUCAAUUGGUGUAAAUUUGUGAUGACUCACAUGUUCAACGCCACCUCCGACAACAGGCCGCUCCCCUAUGUUCUCCUUGUCAUGGCGAUCAUUGAUGAGUUCCACAUCAAGACGGACGUCGGGCCAAAAUCAUUGGGAGAUUGACGAGUCUUCCUUCCACCUGGGAACCGAUGAAGCUACGUUCCGGCAGCCUCGUCCUCGCCGCCAACCGAGAGACACUGCCUCGACCGCCGCCGCUUCGACCAAUCCUUCUCUCGCCGAGCAAAUGGCGGCUUUGACCACCACCCUCUCUCGGAUAGACACCAACGCCUCCAAAACGGCACACAACGUCAAUAUCUUGAGACGUGAGCUUCACGGGUAUUUUGACUUUGUCAAUUACCCGUACCCUCAAAUGGUCCCCUACGUUCCUCCACCGAAUUUCGGAGGUGAACCGAGUGGGACUCAAAACGUUG
Molecule: messenger RNA, 1555 nt
Organism: Cuscuta campestris
Lineage: Eukaryota; Viridiplantae; Streptophyta; Magnoliopsida; Solanales; Convolvulaceae
Source: the annotation of a GenBank genome assembly